This is a messenger RNA of Suricata suricatta (meerkat), 2106 nucleotides long. RefSeq names its product interferon regulatory factor 1 (gene IRF1). The record is from RefSeq and is a predicted model, not a curated record. Gene Ontology annotation, cellular component: nucleus. The coding region runs from base 269 to 1237 and encodes 322 amino acids. Gene Ontology annotation, biological process: regulation of transcription by RNA polymerase II; immune system process. The transcript has 10 exons. Lineage: Eukaryota; Metazoa; Chordata; Mammalia; Carnivora; Herpestidae. Gene Ontology annotation, molecular function: RNA polymerase II cis-regulatory region sequence-specific DNA binding; DNA-binding transcription factor activity, RNA polymerase II-specific.
UGUUUAGAUUUCUCGCCGGCGCCGCUGCCCCGGCAGAACGCGCCACUCCUUCGUCUAGGCAGGACGUGCGUCCAAGUCCGGCAGAGAAGAGGCCAGUGGGAGCAGUGCCAAGGCAAAGCUAGCCGAGCCCAACGGCCCCUCGACUCGGGCAUCCUCUGCCUUCCCGCCUCUCCCCUCCGGAAUUGCGCUCCUCGCGCCCGCACAGCUGCCCCAGCCGCACCGGGACCUUUGGGCGCCGCUGCUAGAUCGUGCCCGCUGCAGAGCCAACAUGCCCAUCACUCGGAUGCGCAUGAGACCCUGGCUAGAGAUGCAGAUUAAUUCCAACCAAAUCCCAGGUCUGAUCUGGAUUAAUAAAGAGGAGAUGAUCUUCCAGAUUCCAUGGAAGCAUGCUGCCAAGCAUGGCUGGGACAUCAACAAAGAUGCCUGCCUGUUCCGAAGCUGGGCCAUUCACACAGGCCGAUACAAAGCAGGGGAGAAGGAGCCGGAUCCCAAAACAUGGAAGGCUAACUUUCGCUGUGCCAUGAACUCCCUGCCAGACAUUGAGGAAGUGAAGGACCAGAGCAGGAACAAAGGCAGCUCAGCUGUGCGGGUGUACCGGAUGCUCCCACCCCUCACCAAGAACCAGAGGAAAGAGAGAAAGUCCAAGUCCAGCCGAGAUGCUAAGACCAAGGCCAAGAGGAAGUCCUGUGGUGACUCCAGUCCUGAUACCUUCUCCGAUGGACUCAGCAGCUCCACCCUGCCCGAUGACCAUAGCAGCUACACAGCUCAGGGCUACAUUGGGCAGGACUUAGAGGUGGAGCGGGCCCUUACUCCAGCAUUGUCACCGUGUACCGUUAGUAGUACUCUCCCUGAAUGGCACAUCCCAGUGGAUAUUGUGCCAGACAGCACCAGUGACCUGUACAACUUCCAAGUGUCGCCUAUGCCCUCCACCUCUGAAGCCACAACAGAUGAGGACGAGGAAGGGAAAUUAACUGACGACAUCAUGAAGCUCUUGGAACAGACGGGGUGGCAGCCGACAAACGUGGAUGGCAAGGGGUACCUGCUCAAUGAACCUGGGGUCCAGCCCACCUCUGUCUAUGGAGAUUUCAGCUGCAAGGAGGAGCCAGAAGUUGACCGCCCUGGGGGGUAUAUUGGGCUGAUAACUUCAGAUCUGAAGAACAUGGACGCCAGCUGGCUGGACAGCCUGUUGCUCCCAGUCAGGCAGCCCUCCAUCCAGGCCAUUCCUUGUGCACCGUAGCUGGGCCCCAGUCCCCUCCUACUCCCCUAAGCAAGCAGGACCUGUCAUCAUGGUAGCUGUGAUGUAAAGAAACAGGACUCCUGUGGGUUCCUUGACACGGCAAAGUAUGACCCCAUUGUUGAGCAGGGAUGGGGCUUCCCUCCUUGGGACAUUAGCUUCUUGGGGUCUGGCAGGCCAGGGUCUGGACUCAUCUUGUGGGAUAAAGCUGGCCCUGCCUCCUGGGAAGAUGGGGUUCUGAGAUUGAUGUGUCAAGGUGGAGGUCUCAGAUAGGAGUCAGCCUCCAGCUUUUCCCUCUAAGCCCAGCUGCCUGGAGAGGGUCUUGCUGUCACUGAGGUGGCCAGAGGGAACGGACCAAUGACCUCAGAAAAGCAUAGCACCAACCCCAGGGCUGGCUCUGCACUAAGAGACAAUUGCACUAAGUGAAUCCUAUUCCCAAAGAACCCCUUCCCUUCCCAGCUGAGCCCUGGGGACUGUUCCAAAGCCAGUGAAAUGUGAAGGACAAUGGGGCCCUGCAGGAUAGCGCUCCCUCAGCCUCAGAGGAGCUCCACCCUGCUCGGGCUGAGGGGCUGGGGAAAAAAAUGGCACUUUUUCUUGUGGGUCUUGCCACGUUUUGAUCAGAGGUGUACACUAAUGUUUCCCCCAAGCUCUCAGCCUUUGCAUUUAUUUAUAUAGUGCCUUGCCCUGCGCCCACCUGCCCCCCCAGGUGGGCCCCAGCAGCCCUCAGCAGGCCCUGGGAGGGAAGUGUGAGUGUCUUGGUAUGAUUUUUAAAAUUGGAAAUGGCAUCUAACCACUAAGUCAUGUGUGACCACAUAUGUACAUAUAUGUAAAUAUGUACAUUUGUCUUUUUAUAAAAAGUUCAUUGUUUAUAA